Linum tenue is the source of this 1212-nucleotide messenger RNA. The record is from the annotation of a GenBank genome assembly. NCBI's taxonomy places the organism in Eukaryota, Viridiplantae, Streptophyta, Magnoliopsida, Malpighiales, Linaceae.
AUGGCUUUUGGAAGUGCAAUGGAUGGAGAUCUUCUGGAAGAGUUGGAUAAGUUUUGCAAGGAUGGUAAAGCUAAGGAAGCUGUGGAGAUAUUGCUAAAGUUGCAGGGAAUGCAGGUAACUGUGAACUUCGACUGCCUAUUGAGGUUAAUUAGUGUCUGUGGGGAGUCUAUGGCUUUAAAAGAGGCAAAACAGGUUCAUGAGCAUAUCAUGAGAGCUAUGUCCUCACCUGAUGUCAAUACUUAUAACAAGAUCAUGGAGAUGUACUCGAAAUGUGGUGCUAUGGAUGACGCACUAGAUGUGUUCAACAACAUGCCAGAGCGUGAUUGGAUUUCUUGGGAUACCAUGAUAACAUGGCUUGCUAAGAAUGAACUUGGGGAGGAUGCCAUUGAUCUGUUCACCCAGUUCAAGGAAGCUGGAUUUAGACCUAAUUCUAAGAUGUUUAUUGGAGUUUUUUUGGCUUGCGGUGUCUUGGGUGAUAUGGAUGAAGGUAUGUUCCACCUUAUAUCCAUGAAAAAUGAUUUUGAUAUCAUCCCAACAAUGGAACAUCACCUUAGCAUUGUGCAGAUGUUGGGAAGUGCUGGAUAUCUCGAUGAAGCAUUAGAAUUUAUCCACAAGAUGCAUUUGGAACAGAAUGUAAAUGUCUGGGAAACCCUAAUGUAUCUUAGCAGAGUUCAAGGAAACUUGGAGCUUGGCGAUCGUUGUGCUGAAAUUGUGGAGCAGCUGGACCCCACUCGCCUGGACAAAGAGUCAAAGGCAGGUCUUGUACCAGUUAGAGCUUCUGACAUUGCACUUGUGAGGGAGAAGAAGUUGGCCUCACAAAAUCUUCUAGAGCGUAGGACGCAGGGAUACCGAGCAGGAGAUAAAUCUUCUCCUGAUACUGAUAAGAUAUAUGGUCUGCUGAGGAAUCUGAAGGCUCAAAUGAUAGAAGCUGGUUAUGUUCCAGAGACGAGAUUUGUAUUGCAUGAUGUAGACCAAGAGAGCAAGGAGGAAGCCAUCCAUGCUCACAGUGAGAGACUUGCUCUUGCUCAAGGCUUUCUAACUUCUCCUGCUCGUAUGCCAGUUCGAGUAACAAAGAAUCUUCGUGUCUGUGGCGAUUGUCAUAAUGCAUGCAAGAUCAUCUCAUACAUCGUUGGCAGGCAGCUCAUAAUGCGAGACAACAAGAGGUUCCAUCAUAUGAAAGAUGGUGUGUGCAGUUGCAACGAUUACUGGUGA